Messenger RNA from Euleptes europaea (tarantolino), 769 nucleotides. RefSeq names its product yippee like 3 (gene YPEL3). The record is from RefSeq and is a predicted model, not a curated record. NCBI's taxonomy places the organism in Eukaryota, Metazoa, Chordata, Lepidosauria, Squamata, Sphaerodactylidae. Bases 16 to 375 code for a protein of 119 amino acids. The transcript is spliced from 4 exons.
GUGACCCCCACCACAAUGGUGAGGCUGUCCAAGCCCAAAACUUUCCAAGCCUAUCUGGACAACUGCCACCGACGCUACAGCUGCGUGCACUGCCGGGCACACCUGGCCAACCACGACGACCUUAUCUCCAAGUCUUUUCAAGGAAGCCAAGGUCGGGCAUAUUUAUUCAACUCUGUAGUAAAUGUUGGAUGUGGCCCAGCUGAAGAACGGGUCCUGUUGACAGGUCUACACGCUGUGGCCGAUAUCUACUGCGAGAACUGCAAAACCACGCUCGGAUGGAAAUAUGAACAAGCCUUCGAGACCAGCCAAAAAUACAAGGAAGGGAAAUACAUCAUUGAACUCAACCACAUGAUCAAGGAUAAUGGCUGGGAUUGAAACGAGAGGGGCAGGGGGAAUGAAGCAGGAUCUUGCCACCUUUGGCUAAUGACAUGUAGAAGGUGGAGCCUAAGAAAUGACAAUUUCCACAAAACUUGCCUCUGCCUUCCCAACCAAUGGGCUGCCAUCCAAAUCAGCUCUGGAUGCAUCUGAGUUGUGAAGGAGGAGGCGGAGCUUCUGCUGGGAGGCCACACCCGUGGCUCAGAUAUGACGCCCUCGUGUGGCAAAAAGAGGCAGCGCACAAGGAGACACCUAGGCCAAGGGCAGUGUGCAAGCAGGGUUGGGGAGGGGGAGGAGUGUGGGGUCUGUUGUUGUACAGAGUGUGUAUUCAAAAAUAAUGAUGGCAAUUGUAUAGUGGAAUGGGGAAGGCAAGGGUUGUACAGUAUCUGUGACU